UUGUAUCGCAAAAUGACAUGAACUUCAUUAUUUGAAGCUUGUCUACUUACUACUUCCGUAAAGUCGCCGAUAUUUUUGUUCUUAGAACAACCCACCUGUCUUCCUCGUCCUGCGCCCUCUUUUCCGACCCAACAUACUCAUUUUACAACUCUUCUUAUUGCCCAGAAUAAAUAUGAAGACUGCGAAGCCACCUCAAGGGGAAUCUGGUCCCUCAAAUCGGAGGGCUCAACCUGUUCGCCAGACUCGAGCAAAUCCUCCACGAACAUCGUCUGGCACCACCCGCACCUUCGCCAACAGAGAUUCGCUCGGUGGCGGCCAUGUUCACGAUCAACCCAUCGACGUAUUCCCAGCAAUUACCUAUUUUACCGAUGCUAUAGCAUCCCUUCCCAAAGAUCUCGUCCGACAUUUCACGCUUUUAAAGGAGGUCGACGCCAAGAUCUUCGCCCCCGAAGAGACACUCUUUCAGCUCGUCGAUGCCGUCCUCAAAACAAGCCCUCCAGAGCCUAGAAAUACCAAUGAUGCAUCCAGCAGUAUUGUCGCGGCUUCGACGCCAAUGAGCGCCCAAAACAGCUCGAGCGGCUUCCCUGCGAAUGGCAAUCCUGCUGGAUCGACCGAUGACAACUACAAUUCUCCUGUAUUUGAUCCAAGCAACCUCCCGCGACGACAGCUAUUUCGUCAAACUGCCUUUAAGGUUCAGGAAAUGCUUGUUUCCUUAGAAGAAAAGAAUCACGUUAUAUCGACCGCGAACGAGGCGCUUUCUAAACAACUGUCUCGGAUCAACGAUGUAUGGCCACACCUAGAAGCCGAGUUCAGCGACGAGGCAAAAUGGGGAAGCACUACACACUGGGCGUAUCCAGAGAAUCGAAUAAAUCGAGCAAAUCAGGCUGAGCGAUCGCGCCGAGAUGGUGCAGCUACGAUCACUGCCGCAGCCCAGCAGCUCGCGGAAGAAGCCGCGGCACGGAGCGAUGCUAGAAAGCAAGCCCUCAUAGCCAAAAAGGGUCUUAAGACACAGCAACAUCAAGACUCAGAUCUAGAUGAUCACGAGAACAAGCACAAGAGCGAAUCGACGAGAAAGGCGCCCAACCAUGGUAGUAAAUCUCGCAAAAAUGCUGACACAGCUGCGCCUAUCGGAUUGGGUAUUACUUCAGGCGCUGCUGCUACUACGGCUGCCACCACCAACGGAAACCCUCCGUCUAAGAGACGAAAGGUUGAAAAUAGCAAGCCGGUCAAUGGAGGACAACCUAUGGAACGCGCAAUGAGUUCAGUCUUUGGCGCUACUGUCACAAAAACCAAGAACGCCAGCCCAAGAGCAACGCCAGCACCUGAACAACCGAAGAAGCGCAAAGCCCUUCCCACCGUAAACGGCGCCUCGAAGAAGAGCAAAACGAACGCCACAGCUGCUGCGCUGUCGCCGUCAAUUGCGCCGUCCCCGAUCCAGCCCAACUUCGACCCGAAAGUCAUUGCUCGUGGCUCUCCCGCCCCUUCUACAACCUCUGUGCGCCCUGUCUCAUCUCGAGCAAGACAAAACUCCAUACAAUCUAAUGUAGAAAACGGUCGACAACGACCAACUUCAUCCGCGUCCAACAGACCCAACGGGGUUGCGACUGUAACACCUGAGCUCGCGGUGCAAAAUGGCACUCGGCCCCCAGGUGACACUAAAUCAAAUAAAGAACCUACGGCAACCGUCAAGGUAGAAGCCUCUAAAGAGGAGGCAGUCCUUGCUAUCGCCAGCGCCAGCAAUGCACCAACAAACAACAAGACCAUUACGAAGGGAGACGAUUCUGAGCCUAGAGGUGACGUUACACAAACACCAACUGCAACAGCUACAACUGUUGUCACGACCAAGAGCGGACGAGCCAGUAAGCCGUCGACGCCAGCAUUAGGGUCAUUCCCAGACCCAACACCAAGAUCUCGGUCGUCAAGGAACGCAUCGACGACUAACACAAAGAGAAGUCAUAAGAAGGGUGCAGCUCAGCUUGUGGCAGCUCGAGUUGCGGACGAAGAUGCGAAUAGUAGCGUCCAGGGUGACGACGAGGGCGAUGUCGAUGCUGAUGAACCACUAUACUGUUAUUGCAAUGGUGUUAGCUACGGAGAAAUGGUGGCUUGCGAUGCAGAUGAAUGCGAGCGAGAGUGGUUUCAUCUGGAUUGUGUUGGCCUUAAGGCAGCCCCUCCAUCAAACAUGAAAUGGUAUUGCGACAAUUGCAAGGACCGUAUCAAAACUGGGAAGAAGGUAAAUGGCAGGUGACCUGCUUUACAUUCAUAUGUACACCCCUGUGCUUCUACUCUGCUUCAAUGGGUAUCGAAAACGCCUACUUAGAAUCCACGGAGUUCAUGGUGUUCAUUCAGCUCUCGUCACAAUAGGCGACAUCCGGCAGGGUAUACCGGAACUUGGGGAUGCAAUAUGAGCUUACGUAUAAUGGCGUCUCGGUUAUUUUUGAAAGUACUAGAUCAGCAUGGCUAAUCAUGAUAUGGAGGAUAC
Molecule: messenger RNA, 2479 nt
Organism: Annulohypoxylon maeteangense
Lineage: Eukaryota; Fungi; Ascomycota; Sordariomycetes; Xylariales; Hypoxylaceae
Exons: 3
Coding region: 173-2245 (690 amino acids)
Biological process (GO): regulation of DNA-templated transcription
Cellular component (GO): Rpd3L-Expanded complex; nucleus; Rpd3L complex
Source: RefSeq, a predicted model, not a curated record